AUGACGACCUACGGCGGGCCAUCAUCCAGCGGGUCGGCCGGACCCCGGAACAACAUCGUCAGCGCUUCCCUCGACCUGGGUGAGUCCGGCCGGCCCUUCGUGUUGGCCCAACAGCUCCGGGACUCGUGCCGCAAAUGGUUGCUGGCUGAGGGAAGCGACGUGGAUCUGGUCAUCGAUCGCGUGGUGCUGGAGCAGAUCAUCACUCGGCUUCCAAAGAAGACGGCCGAGUGGGUCCAGUGCCACCGCCCCACGUCGCUGGACUCAGCCAUCCAAUUGGCGGAGGACCACAUGGUGGCGUGCCAAGGGGGCGGCGAACCCUUCCAGCUGUCUCUCUCUCUCCCUCUCUUUUGUCCCCCUCUCUCUCUAGACCUGUCCCUCUUCCCAGGUCUCGUCCGCCCGGCCCACCUCGCCCCCGGGGCGGAACGGCCCCGACGCCGCUUUAUGGACCCAGGGGGGCGGGACUCCCUGCUGCCGGGACGGACCCCACUCCUGCUUCUCCCCUUUCUCCGCAUCAGCCAUUUAACCCACUCACUGCCACAGGAGCGGCGGGCAGGUCUGGGCCGGCUUGUUGGCGGUGUGGGGACCCGGAUCAUUUUGUGGAUAAAUGUCCGGUUAUGGAAGUUGGGACGAUGAUCCAGGUCCCCGACCAUCCACAAGCUGCCCCUGGUCAAGCUGGCGAGUACCAAAUACCCUGAUUGGCGCGGAGACAGGAUAAGAUGCCGUGAGAAGCAGGAGUGUGUGAGAGAGA
Messenger RNA from Megalobrama amblycephala (Wuchang bream), 748 nucleotides. RefSeq lists its product as uncharacterized. The coding region runs from base 1 to 633 and encodes 210 amino acids. The transcript is spliced from 2 exons. Lineage: Eukaryota; Metazoa; Chordata; Actinopteri; Cypriniformes; Xenocyprididae. The record is from RefSeq and is a predicted model, not a curated record.